Molecule: messenger RNA, 2034 nt
Organism: Nerophis lumbriciformis (worm pipefish)
Lineage: Eukaryota; Metazoa; Chordata; Actinopteri; Syngnathiformes; Syngnathidae
Source: RefSeq, a predicted model, not a curated record
AUGCCACAUCCAGCUCACGAUUCUCACAGGUUAUCAGUGAAAACAUGGGAAGAGGAGGAGAGCGAUCAUGUUGAUAGCCCACUUAGCAGAGGGCAGUCGAUGUGUGAUGACUCUUCUUCAGAACUAGAGAGAAUGGCUUCUAUUGACCAGAGAGAUGGCAACUCUCAGAAUUCCCUCCGUGGCCGAGGUGCUCUCUCUAGGAUAGUGAAUAUGGUGAUGACUUUAAGAGAAUGGGCUCAGAAGAGCGUGUCUGAGGAGACUGAGCGGCCUGAUUCUUUUUUGGAGCGUUUUCGGGGACCCGCCCACUUGGACACACACGCCCCACCCAGCCGCUACAGUCAGAGCCAAAAUGGCUCUGAUACAGACAUUGAAAAGAGACGCACAAAAAAAAAGAAGUGUAACAAUGUCAUUUUAGCCCCUUCAGAUGAUGUAUAUUACCACUGGCUGAUGGUGAUUGGUCCUGCUGUUUUUUAUAACUGGACUAUAUUAGUUGUCAGGGCCUGUUUUGAUGAGCUGCAGAUGAGGAAUGUUUUGGUUUGGCUAGUCAUGGACUACAUCUGCGAUGGAAUCUACAUCCUCGAUAUAGCUGUACGUCUCCACACAGGUUUCUUAGAGCAAGGACUGAUGGUGAAAGAUGGGCACCGUUUAAGGGAAACCUAUAUUCGAACCUUACAGUGUAAGCUUGACAUCUGCUCCAUCCUUCCCACUGAUCUGUUGUAUUUGACUUUUGGAGUCAGUCACACGCCCCUUCUUCGAUUCAAUCGCCUGCUUCGUCUACCACGGCUGUUUGAAUUCUUCGAACGUACCGAAACAAGAACAGGCUACCCAAAUACCUUUCGCAUCUGUAAACUCGUUGUAUACAUUUUGGUGAUCAUCCACUGGAAUGCCUGUGGAUACUACAGCUUCUCUAAAGCUUUGGGACUGGGCUCUGACUCUUGGGUAUAUCCCAAUGCCUCAGAUCCAGAGUUUGCCUCCCUGACAAGAAGCUAUAUAUACUGCUUGUACUGGUCCACUUUAACGCUGACAACCAUUGGAGAGACUCCACCUCCUGUGAGAGAUGAGGAGUAUCUCUUUCUGAUAUUUGACUUUCUGGUAGGCAUUCUAAUUUUUGCCUCCAUUGUUGGGAAUAUCGGAGCCAUGAUAUCGAAUAUGAAUGCCACGAGAGCAGGCUUUCAGGCUCGUGUUGAUUCGCUGAAAAAUUACAUGCACUUCCGGCAUGUCAACAAGGUGUUAGAGCAACGUGUCAUGCGGUGGUUCGACUACCUCUGGACUAAUAAGAAGACGAUCGAUGAACAGGAAGUGCUCAGAAGCUUACCCAGUAAACUAAGAGCAGAGAUUGCAAUCAAUGUUCACCUGGACACACUGAAGAAAGUUCGUAUUUUCCAAGACUGUGAGGCUGGUCUUUUGGUAGAGUUGGUGCUCAAGCUUCGACCACAGGUUUUCAGUCCAGGGGACUACAUCUGUAGAAAGGGAGAUGUGGGUAAGGAGAUGUAUAUAAUCAAAGAUGGUCGUCUCGCUGUGGUGGGAGAAGAUGGAGAGACCCAGCUAGCUGUCCUCACAGCGGGUAGCUGUUUCGGAGAAAUAAGCAUCCUAAAUAUCAGCGGCAGCAAAAUGGGCAACAGACGUACAGCUAAUAUUCGCAGUCUUGGAUACUCUGACCUUUUCUGCCUUUCAAAACAAGACCUGAUGGAUGCGCUACAGGAGUUCCCCCACGCCAGGGCGCAACUCGAGCAGAGGGGUCGGGAUAUUUUGCUGAAGGAGGGGCUCCUGGAAGAAGUCAGUGUGUCUGCCGGGGAGGAGCUGGAGGAGAAGGUUGAUAGGCUAGAGACUAGUAUGGAUCGACUACAGACAUGUUUGGCACGCCUCCAGAGUGAGUUCAACUCUGCUCAGCUUCGAAUGAAACAGCGCAUGACAGCCCUCGAGCACAACAUCACCUCAGUAACCACUGGCAGUGGUUUUCUGUCAGACAUAGACUGCAAUGACAGCGCCUCUGGUGGCGACGGAAUGCGAAGCCAAAUAAAUAUUCGGCUCUAA